UUCACAAAGUGUUUAUUUUUAUUUUUUUGGAAAAAAAUUUUCAGAAAAAUUUUGAAAAUAAAAAUACUGGAGAGAAAUUUUGAUCAAUUUGAAAAUUUUUGAUACAAAAUUUCAUAUUUCAUACGAAGAAUUUGAUUUUCACUCUAUCAAGCAGUGUUUUUCUCGAUCAGUGUUUCAUCUUCCUGUAGAAAUCAUGCUGAAACCAAAUGCAGUCAAAUUAACUUUACCUAAGAUCAUGCUACCGAACGCCGAUCAUGAAUAUGUCCAACCGAAGAAAGCUGUUCACAAUGAAAGUAUGAUGAAGGAAUGGGAGAAUUCAGAAGCUUAUAACGAGUAUUUCGGUUUCAUCAAAGCUAUGAACAUCGCAGUCCGAGGCAAACCAUUAUCUUACGAAUGCCACACAUCCGAAAUCACCCUGGGUAUAAUUUCAUUGCUGAAAUCAUUAGACCAGAUGGUGACUGAAACACCACCUAUUGAUCAACCUCAGCGAUUCGGAAACAAAGCGUUUAAAAUUUGGUACGAGAAACUUCAAAAGGAAGCCGGUACUCUAUUGAAAGAAAAUUUACCCGAAGAAUUUCACAAAUCAUUGCCUGAAAUAGCCGACUAUCUGACUGAAAGUUUUGGAAAUUCUACUCGCAUAGAUUACGGUACCGGACACGAAAUGUCAUUCUGUAUGUUCCUCUGUUGUUUAUUCAAAAUCGGAGCUUUCAAAGAAGAAGAUUGCGUAGCUGUCGUGAACAAAGUUUUCAAUAGAUACAUGGAGUUAGUACGCCGAUUACAGACUACUUAUCGAAUGGAACCUGCUGGCAGUCACGGUGUAUGGAGUUUAGACGAUUAUCAAUUCGUCCCAUUUAUUUGGGGUAGUUCGCAGUUUGUUGGGCGUCCUAUUAUCGAACCUAAUAUGUUCGUGCAAGAAAGUGUGAUAAAGAAGUACGCAUCGGAGUAUAUGUUCAUUGGAUGUAUUAAUUAUAUUACUACGGUCAAAUCUGGCCACUUUUCCGAACAUUCUAAUCAAUUAUGGAAUAUAAGUGGUAUAGCUACGUGGAGUAAAGUUAACGAAGGACUGAUUAAAAUGUAUCAAGGAGAAGUUUUGAAUAAGUUUCCAGUUGUCCAACACGUACUGUUUGGUUCUCUAAUACGGUUUGUUCCAUUUGACAAAAAUGUCCAAUCUUCGAGUCAAAGCAGUUCUGAUGCUUUCAAAAAACCAGUCGCUGGCGACGGUUGAAAAAAUUUAAAUAAUAUUGAUUUUUGUUUAUUUUUUUUUGCUGAAUUGUAAUUUAUUUAAUUUAUUCUACUUCAUUACUUUUGAAUAAUGGUUCGAUUAAAAAAAGAAAUGAAUCGUUUUUUUAAAACUUAUAAUCUUGAAUUUUCAAAUUAUAAAUUUUAUUACCUGA
Molecule: messenger RNA, 1394 nt
Organism: Planococcus citri (citrus mealybug)
Lineage: Eukaryota; Metazoa; Arthropoda; Insecta; Hemiptera; Pseudococcidae
Product: serine/threonine-protein phosphatase 2A activator-like
Exons: 8
Coding region: 194-1225 (343 amino acids)
Biological process (GO): mitotic spindle organization
Cellular component (GO): protein phosphatase type 2A complex; nucleus; cytoplasm
Molecular function (GO): peptidyl-prolyl cis-trans isomerase activity; protein tyrosine phosphatase activator activity
Source: RefSeq, a predicted model, not a curated record